This is a messenger RNA of Gossypium raimondii (Peruvian cotton), 2772 nucleotides long. RefSeq names its product WD repeat-containing protein PCN. NCBI's taxonomy places the organism in Eukaryota, Viridiplantae, Streptophyta, Magnoliopsida, Malvales, Malvaceae. Gene Ontology annotation, biological process: meristem maintenance; meristem growth. The coding region runs from base 59 to 2557 and encodes 832 amino acids. Gene Ontology annotation, molecular function: protein binding. The transcript is spliced from 11 exons. The record is from RefSeq and is a predicted model, not a curated record.
UAUUUACUGCUUUCUACCCUGAAAUUGGCCUCCAAGGAUUGCAGCCGCCCCAGCCACAAUGCUCCCCAAAGCUUACAGAACCAGCUCAAUCGACUGGAAGCCGUCUCCGGUUGUCGCCCUUGCUACCAGCCCCGACGGCUCCCAGGUUGCGGCCGCUCGUGAUGAUGGCUCCCUCGAGAUUUGGCUCGUCUCUCCAGGCUCUGUUGGCUGGCAUCAUCAGCUGACUAUUCAUGGGGAUUCUACUUGUCGAGUUUCCUCGCUGGUGUGGUGUUGCGUUGGUUCAAAAGGCCCGUCUCCUGGCAGGUUGUUCUCCUCGAGUAUUGAUGGCUCAGUCUCGGAAUGGGAUCUUUUCGACUUGAAGCAGAAGAUUUUGCUAGAGUCAAUUGGAGUUUCAAUCUGGCAGAUGGCUGUGGCACCGAUUAAUAGACUGCCAACUCAUGAAGAGACUAGGUCUCAGAAUUUUGGAAAUGGUUAUUUGAAUGAUAAAUAUGAAUGCGAUGAUACUGAUGAUGUUGAAAACUGUGAAAGUGAAGAUGUUUCAGACUCAGAACAAGUUUAUCAGAAACUAGUUAUGGAAGAUAGAUGUGUAGCAAUUGCUUGUGAUGAUGGAGCUGUGCGAAUGUACACUAUUUCUGAUCUUGAUAAGUUAAUCUACCAAAAAUCAUUGCCUAGGGUUAGUGGACGUGCUCUAAGUGUGACCUGGAGUCAUGACUCAAAUAGGAUAUAUUCAGGGAGUAGCGAUGGGUUAAUUAGAUGCUGGAAUGCUGAUUUGGGUCAUGAAAUUUUCAGAAGUGUAGUAGGUCUUGGAGGUUUGGGCAGUGGGCCUGAGCUUUGUGUAUGGUCAUUACUUUCUUUGAGGUGCGGAACUGUUGUUAGUGCAGACAGCACCGGAUCUGUUCAGUUCUGGAAUGGUGAUAAUGGGACUCUUCUUCAGACACAUUCUACCCACAAAGGUGAUGUGAAUGCCUUGGCAGCAUCUCCAAGGCAGAACAGGGUGUUUUCUGCUGGGUCUGAUGGACAGGUUAUUCUUUAUAAGCUUUCCAGUGAGAUGCUUCAGUCUGGUAAUGACAAAUCUUAUGAAAUGUUGAAGAAAUGGGUGUUUGUUGGUUCUGCAAGGGCUCAUACCCAUGAUGUCAGAGCCUUGACAAUGGCAGUGCCUAUAUGUUCUGAAGGUUCUUUAUCUGAUGAGGCAAAAGACUUGCAAGACGAAAAGAGGAAAAAAGUAAAAAGAAUCCGAACUCGGGAGAAGAAGCCCCUCAAUUUUAGUUAUGGUAAAUGGGCUCAUUUUGGAGUUCCCAUGCUUGUAUCUGCUGGUGAUGAUGCGAAGCUAUUUGCCUACUCUGCUAUGGAGUUCACUAGGUUCUCCCCACAUGAUAUUUGCCCUGCACCUCAGAGAGUUCCAAUACAUCUUGUCACUGGCUCAAGGUUCAACCAAACUUCUUUUCUCUUUGUCCAGGCUUCUUGUUGGUUAGAUGUACUCUCUGUUAAUGCUCCUGAUGGGGGUUCUGGCCCAUAUGGUGGUCUGGUGACCACUAAUAUAGUAGCUCGGGUUAAGAGUAAGGCAGGUCGAAAAAUCAUUUGCAGUGCAAUGUCUAACUCAGGGGAGUUUUUUGGUUAUUCUGAUCACAUCAGACCUAGUCUAUUUGAGCUAAGUAGGCAAGCUGGCCAAAGUACAUGGACCAUUAGUAAAAGGCAACUUCCUCAAAAACUUCCAUCUGCACAUUCUAUGAUUUUUACCUCUGAUGGAUCACGGUUGCUGAUAGCAGGGCAUGAUAGAAGGAUCUAUGUUGUGGAUUUGGAGAGCUUGAAACUUCUGCAUACCUUCAUUCCUUGUCGUCAGGAGCAUGAGAAGGAAGGGCCCCCUGAUGAGCCUCCCAUAACAAAAAUGUUCACAAGUUCUGAUGACCAGUGGUUAGCUGCUAUCAACUGCUUUGGAGAUAUAUAUUUAUUCAAUCUGGAGAUACUGAGGCAACACUGGUUUAUAUCAAGAUUGGAUGGUGCCUCUGUUACUGCCGGUGGCUUUCCUCCUCAGAGAAAUAACGUGCUUAUUAUCACAACAUCCUCAAACCAAUUCUAUAUAUUUGAUGUGGAAGCUAGACAAUUGGGAGAAUGGUCGAUGCAGCAUUCAUUUACUCUUCCCAGAAGAUACCAAGAAUUUCCUGGGGAGGUUAUUGGGUUAUCUUUCUGCCCUUCAUCAUCCUCCCAUCCAUCAAAAUCGACAUCUCUUGUUGUUUACAGUGCAAGGGCAAUGUGUUCAAUUGACUUUGGAAAGGCAGUAGAUGAAGAUGAUGAAAGUCAGUUGGUACAUGAAGCAUUGUUGAAGCUUCAAGGCUCUAUCACCAAUAAGAAAUUGAAAUAUUUGUUGAUAGAUGGUCGUCAAACAGAGUCAAAACAUACUAGUAGAAAAAAUAAUUUUGAGAUAAUUGGUUUUAGAGACCCAGUUUUAUUUAUUGGACACCUUUCUAAAAAUUCCAUCUUGAUGGUAGACAAACCAUGGAUGGAAGUGGUUAAAUCUUUUGACACUGCCCCUGUUCAGAGACAUAUAUAUGGGACAUAACUUCCUGUGGACGAAAGGAUGUUCGUCACUUGAGUGCCUUGUUGGGAGAAGAAAAAAAUGCAGCAUCCAAUUCCCCCAUUUGGGGUCCCACUUUAACGUUUACUAUAUGUUGUUACAAUGGGGAUGGUAGGGUUGGGGGAUCAAAAGCAUUGUGUUGUGUAUUGUACUCAAUUUUUGUUAACGAGCUAAUAUUAGUUUUUCUUUUUCUUUUUCAA